Oncorhynchus keta (chum salmon) is the source of this 2929-nucleotide messenger RNA. Its product is annotated as chemerin-like receptor 2. Gene Ontology annotation, biological process: positive regulation of cytosolic calcium ion concentration; phospholipase C-activating G protein-coupled receptor signaling pathway; complement receptor mediated signaling pathway. Gene Ontology annotation, molecular function: G protein-coupled receptor activity; complement receptor activity. The coding region runs from base 1011 to 2087 and encodes 358 amino acids. Lineage: Eukaryota; Metazoa; Chordata; Actinopteri; Salmoniformes; Salmonidae. Gene Ontology annotation, cellular component: plasma membrane. The transcript is spliced from 3 exons. The record is from RefSeq and is a predicted model, not a curated record.
ACGUGAGCAGUGCUCCACCUAAAGGACAUCGUUUGGAGAUUUAAUUUGCACCAACGGAUUUUUUAUCUUCAUCAAUCAAUCAGACAACUUUGGAAUGCUGAGGAUUUUCAUUUCAUAACUUAUACUUGACACCAAAUCUAAAAUCUGCACAAGAUGAUAAGGAGUGAUUGUAAAACAUCCAAAUAAUGCCAUAUCUGUAUUCGUGAUGACCAGUGUUACUUACCGGAGUCUUUUUUAAAAUUUGUUUUUGAUUCAGACUGAUUUAGACUCGGUAUAUUGAGCUGCUCCUGUAUGAUGUGCUACACUACAGUAAAUCAUGUUGGUUGGUUAGAUUGUAUAAAUGUUCCAUUGUAGGUUGGGGCUUAGAACCUCUGAGAUUUCAUUGCCAGUUGUCAACCAGUCGGAAAUCCGUCCUGAACUGUCCUAUAAAUCAUGCGAUCUUUUUUUUUUUUGACAGACUACAAGUAUAGCAAUUGUACAAUCUUACACAAGGCAUUCCUUUACCCCAGUACUCCUCAUUCUUAUACAGCGCAAGUGAGGCGUCAGUGGACGCGCCUACCGAACGACAACACAACUCCUCCAAUAUGUAUUAUGGCGUAACGGGUUUAUGCACAGCACAGACUAACGAAGAUACCCGAACAGGAACAAUACCCAAACUCCAGUGAUAAAAUAGGGAUGGAGUUUGGAAUUUCAAUGAAACGUAUCACCGAAUGAGACAAAUGGUAAAGUAUUGGCAGUUGCUGUAGCCUAACUACGUUUACGCCGUUGAACUUCUAAAAGUUUAGAUUUUGGGUGAUUCCAACUCGGAGAGGAUUGGCAGGACAUAGUAACUUUCAGCGACUGGAAGGAUAAGGACCAUCCCAGCUGUAUUUUACAAUCUCUGUUCUAAAACAACUGGAGGAACUGUGACCGGGAUAAAUACAAGGACAUUUGUGUCAAAGAAGUGCAAGGGCUUUCAGGUGAAUAAUCUAUGAGGACCUCUGCUUACACAUGGUAGGUAGUGUUGCAGCAUGGAGGACUACGACAAUUACACCUACGAUUAUCUGGAGUACGGAGACUUCGAUGAAGAAAAAGCCCCAGACGUAUACUCCCAGAAGGAGGCUAUGCACAUCAUAUCAGUCGUCGUGUAUAGUAUUUCAUUUGUGCUCGGCGUCACUGGAAAUGGAACAGUCAUAUGGGUGUUGGCAUUUAAAAGCAAACGGACAGUGAACAGUGUCUGGUUGCUGAACAUGGCUAUAGCAGAUUUAGUGUUUGUGCUAUUUUUACCCUUCUCUAUCGACUACGUCCUUCGAGACUUCCACUGGGGCUUUGGCCUGGUCAUGUGUAAGUUAAACUCCUUUGUGUCUGUGAUGAACAUGUAUGCCAGUGUGCUCUUUCUCACAAUGCUCAGUCUAGACAGGUAUGUCUCAUUGAUUCACCUUAGCUGGUCUCAGAGGUGUCGCAGUGUAUGGCGAGCCUGGAUCGUAUGUGGCUCUGUGUGGGGGGUGUCUGCUCUACUGAGCCUCCCUACCCUGAUAUUCCGUGACACUGUGAGUUACCGUGACCGGGUGAUGUGCUUCAACAACUUUAAUGACCAGGAUAGACAUACAGCUGCUGUGAGACACAUUACGUUGGUGGUCAUCCGUACAGCAGUGUGCUUCUUACUGCCCUUCAGUGCUGUCUGUGUGACUGGAAUUCUCCUGGCAAUCAAAGUCCACCAGUCUGACGAUUCUGUGAGCCUGUCUAGCUUUUCUAAGACAGUUUCAGCUGUCAUUCUGGCCUUCUUUUUGUGCUGGGCACCAUUCCAUAUCUUUAGUUUAAUGGAGCUUUCCUUCAACUCAUCACUGUACCUACAUGCUGUUCUGAAGACAGGCUUUCCUCUUGCUACGAGCUUAGCCUAUUUCAACAGCUGCGUCAACCCCUUCAUCUACGUGCUGGUGGGUAAGAAGGUUCGCCAGCUCCUGAAACGCUCGUGUCUGGACAUCACAAAGAGUUCUCUGCGGGAGCUCAACCAGUCCAUCUCUGCAACUGAAUUAGUGCCUGUAGCUGACAUAAGAGCUCCAUACAUCAGUGCACCACAGGAUCCCACAGAAUCAUCAACUGUUUGAUUAUACUGAUCUGAUCCCACAGUUACCUAUAGCAGAAACUGGCAGAAACUGCCAUUUGACCUAAAAGAACCAGCCUGACCAUUCUUUUAGUCCAAAUGUGACUUAUUUUAUAUUUUACUUAGUGUAACAUUUGUGCUAGUUGUUUGAGUUGGAUACUUCCAAGUAGCAAUUACUUUGAGUGCCAAGAUCUGUUUGAGUGCCAAGGUCUGUUUGAGUGCCCUCAUAGGAAAACUUGAGUAAAGACAUACGCUAAAAGCACAGGGGAAAAGAAGCAACUUUAUUUAAUGAUUUUAAAAAGAAGUAUCUGAUCCUAUUUACCCCGAAGACUAAUAGGAAAGGAGGCCACCCUUCCCCACUGUCUCUGGAAAAGACUGUCUCUGGAACAGACUGCCUCUGGAACAGACUGUCUCUGGAACAGACUGCCUCUGGAACAGGAAUGAUUAGAAGCAGAUCUACCAUUUUCAUAAACACUUUUGUAUUUAGAUUUCGGUCAUCAAACAAAUCCAAGUUUAACCCUGACGGGAAUUUAGUCCUUCUCUUUCUUGUUACGUUGAAAAGUUUCCCAUUACAAGUUGAUUUGCUGUUGUAGUGUACUCUGUUAUUAUAUGGCUGCUGUACACAUGAGACAAAUUCUAUUAGGCCGUUCUUUUUAUGUUGUAAUUAUAUUAAGCGUAUAAAUUAAUCUCAAUGUUUAAAUUACAUUUUCUAAUGGUGUUCACAUUGUCAAUCACUGUGUGCCAUUUGUUUUUUGUGGGAAUUUGAAAUAUAUGAGGGAAAUCUGGCAUGCAAUUGACUUGUUAAUUGUAAUAUACUUGAGUCAAAGGAAUAAACAAUGAAUCCAG